Planococcus citri (citrus mealybug) is the source of this 3132-nucleotide messenger RNA. RefSeq lists its product as uncharacterized. Gene Ontology annotation, biological process: Golgi organization; endoplasmic reticulum to Golgi vesicle-mediated transport. Gene Ontology annotation, cellular component: Golgi apparatus. The transcript is spliced from 10 exons. The record is from RefSeq and is a predicted model, not a curated record. NCBI's taxonomy places the organism in Eukaryota, Metazoa, Arthropoda, Insecta, Hemiptera, Pseudococcidae. The coding region runs from base 572 to 2848 and encodes 758 amino acids. Gene Ontology annotation, molecular function: small GTPase binding.
AGUUAUUACUUAUUAGUUAUUUUAUUUUUCUGGAAAAAUUUUUUUGGUGGGAUGGUGGGGAAUCAUUUAUUUUUUUUCCGGGCAAUAAUUUUUUUGGCGGUCAAAAUUUCAAACUUCAAAUCACUUUUUCUCCAAUAAAAUACUCAAAUGCGAGAACCAAGUUUUCAUGGGUACGGGUACGGAUACGGGUUGAAAGAUGAAUGUGCUCGUUGCCCGUAACGUAACGAAAAACAAGAUGGUUUCCGUGAGCGUGAGCAGCUUUUAAAACGCCCUCUGUCGUGGUAUCUAGGUACGACAUUAUUAUCAUCAACAUUGUUAUCAAACACUGAUAAGUAAGAAAUAGUGAAAAAGUGGAAUGGAAUAGUUACUUUAUUCAGUCCGUAAUUAUUACUUAUAUCUAGAUCGAAUAAUAAUUUUGGUAUUUUUUCACUGCUGCACAAUCGUUUGUAUCGGGUAUUUGUGAUCAACCGACAUUCAAUCAUCUGUUUCGGAUUAAUCAAGUUCUUCAGUUUGGUGAUUUCUGUUGCGGCUCAGAUGCAAUCAUACAGACACGUACGUGGAAUGUCGAGAAAUGACUUGGUUUAGUGGCGGUCUCAGUCUCAGCAAUCUCAAAGAUCAAAUUAAUUCGCUGAUCAACGACGACGAUGAUGGCUUCAGGGAGACCAGUACACCAGUUAACGAAGAAUCGAAGCUUCCAGACAAUAACGAAAAAGUAACGCUCACACGCAAUUUAGGAACUUCUGCGGAAACCAGCGAUCAGGUCGAAGAUUCAUCGACGUCGAAUCCAUUACCGUUCAUUUAUCGCAAUCAUGUCGUCAAGUACAGUAAAACUUUGAAUAAUUUUCUAAACGAAGUGAGUUUUCUAAACACCUCUCUGGAAGAUGUAGUCGAUGAUAUCGAAAAAUACGUCGAUGAAAACGAUAGCUUGCGAAACGAGGUUAGAAUUUUGAAAGAUUCGAAGUCAGACACGAUACACGAUUCGACGCCGAGUGAAGAUGGCAUCAAUGCGAAAGGCGACCCAGGUGCUGAAAUCGAGAAAAGAACCGAAUUCCAAAACACUGCCACCGAUCAAGUCGAUGACAGCGGGCUUAGUCAAGAGCAGCUUCAUCUACAAGUAUCAAAGACUACUGAGAAUAAAGAAGUGCAAACUAUCGAAGUUGAGGCAAGUUGUGGUAGCAAGGACGAUAACGACAAUAAUGAUGAGACGCAAAGUAAUCGGCAAUGCGUGGUAGAUACCGAAGUUAUGGAACAAAUAGAAAACCUGAUAAUUGAAAUGGAUGAGUUGAGCGAGAAAUUGAACAGUAUUGAAAAAGCUUGGCGAAAAACCACCGAAGAUCCUAAUAAUAGUUUAUCGCAUGAGAUGCAAACGGAUACAUUGAUCAGUUACACGACACUGGCUCAACGGCGAGAUGUUCUGUGGGAGAAGCUGAAAAUGUCGUUUGUUUGGCCUAUGAUAGCCAAGUCUAAAAAUGCCAAAAUUUCCGAGUUGUCGGUUCCCGAUUCCAUUAAAGAAGUUUUCCAGCCCGGUUUUGUUUCACAUUCGAAUGAGAACUCGUCUCAAGAGCAACCAAUAACGCAACGAGAACCGUCACCACAUGUCUUACCAGUGGCUCCUGCGACUGUUCAGAGUGUAGAUGAACAGGCACCAUUGCCAUCUUCAACUUCGCUGACACCGAUACCGACAUUGCUUCCAGAUGCACGAGUCCAACUUGCACCACCACAGAUUGAAAAUUCUGCUGUCGAAUAUAGUGAAAAAUCUAUCCAAACAGACGAAGAUGAAUCGACGGCUGCGAACGCUGCUGCUAUCGUGGAAGUUGAUCGAUUACGUAAGCAUUUGAUAUCGGUGGAACAAGCUUACACUAAUGAGUUGCUACAAUGCGAAGAAGAAAUUCAAAUUUUACGAAACGAAUUGAAAAACAAGGAAGAAAAACUCAAUUCGAUUACCGAAUCGUAUACCUCAAUGAAUUUAUCUACUAAUAAAAACAUCGAACAGAGGCAACAAGAAGUGAAAGUUUUGGCUGAUGAGAAAGCUCAACUAACAACUCAACUGCGUAUUUGUCAAAAUGAUUUAGAAAAAACUCUAACCGAUUAUCACAAUUUACGAUCGGCGUUGGAUUUAUUUUACAAAAAUAAAGAUAGUGAAAUUUCGCAAGUAACAGAAAAGCUGAAAAAUCAGAUCCGUGUUCUGCAAAGUGAGAAAGAACGUCUACAGGAAACGCUCAAUGCUUCACGUAAUGAUAUCGAUAAUUACCAACAAAUGUUCCGGGCCAAUGAAUUUUUGAGGGAAACGCUGAAAAAGAAAGAAGAAGAAGCGAACGCCUUGAAGAUGAAAGUCGAUGAAUUGUCUCAACAGUUCGAGUGCACCGAAAAAAAUGUUUUUGCAAAAGCUGCAGGAUCGUUAGAUUCCUCCGAAGCUAACAUGAAAUUAAAUUUGAUCAAAAACAUCGCAUUCAGAUACAUAACGAGUGAUUUGUCGACAACCAAAGCGCAAUCAUUGAGAAUAUUAGCCGAUGUGUUGGAAUUUUCUGAUUAUGAAAAAAUGAAGAUCGGUAUAAUCAGCCAGCAAACAGGCGAAAAGAUAAAAAAUGAUCAAUCGCUCAUCGACGAAUUCAUCAGAUUUGUCGAAAAAGAGUCUCACCCUCACUCUAAUACCACACAAACAGAUACGAACCAACAAGUGGCUCGAAAAAAUCAGAUUACAGAUUCCACGUCGAAUCUGAUGCCUGCCGAGACGGUGACAGCGGCAGCGACGGUGAUGACAGCCAGUCCCUCGCCAAAUUUGCCCACCCAUGCUCUUACGUCCAGCUCCAUACUUAAAGACGCUCUCAAUUCACACGACGACGUUUAAUCAUCGCAAUCAACGUUGUAAUUAUAAUGAAAUUGCAUUUAAUUUCGGCGAUGCUGGUGGAAAUUUCAAGCGUCUUCUCGUUCUUUAACGUGAAACUUCAUCAAAUGGCCAUAGCUGCACCUACGCUUAUUAUGAUGUACAUUAUACUGUAAAUUAUUCUUCUCCCUCAGUUACCUCACUUCCACGCUCCAUGAAAUCUAGUACCUAUGUUGAGAUGUUGGAAUGUGGGUUAAAUGAAGUUUGUUUCCAAAUAUUUCGUUAAUAAAUGUUUUCUAAAAAAAAAA